This is a messenger RNA of Aspergillus piperis CBS 112811, 1459 nucleotides long. Its product is annotated as 1-aminocyclopropane-1-carboxylate synthase. Lineage: Eukaryota; Fungi; Ascomycota; Eurotiomycetes; Eurotiales; Aspergillaceae. Gene Ontology annotation, biological process: amino acid metabolic process; biosynthetic process. Bases 1 to 1269 code for a protein of 422 amino acids. The record is from RefSeq and is a predicted model, not a curated record. The transcript is spliced from 8 exons. Gene Ontology annotation, molecular function: pyridoxal phosphate binding; transaminase activity.
AUGCUCUCGUCUCGAGGCAGCAAUAAUGCGCAAUUGCACAAGAUCCCGUGGCGCUAUGCUCUACCGCACGAGUACAGCAAAGAGACGAAUCCGGAGGGCAUGAUAUCAUUUGCAUUAGCAGAACAUGCACCAAUGCGCGCAGAAAUAGCCAACUACAUCAACACCAAGGUCGAGUUCAACGUAGCAUCAGUUGCCUAUACCUCUGGUAACAAUGCCAUCCAUCGUCUACAGAAAGCAGUCGCAAUGCAUCUGAAUAAUCUACUCGAUCCCAUUGCUCCAAUCGAAUCGGAAGAAGUCAUUGUUGCCAGCGGCGCAACUGCAAUAGGGAGCAUGCUUGGAUUCACCCUAGCUGAGCCAGGCGACGGCAUCUUAAUCAGCAGGCCAGCUUAUGGACGAUUCGAGCUUGAUUACGGUGUCGAAGCGGGUGUGCAGAUGGUAUAUGCAGACACCACUGUGGAGGAGGCAUUUGCUCCUUCUGUUGUCAAGAAGUAUGAAUUGGCCCUGAGAAAUGCUCGGGCGAGAGGCGUGCAGAUCCGGGCAUUGAUGCUAGUGAAUCCGCAUAAUCCUACCGGCCUUUGCUAUUCUGUUCAAACCCUGACGGAGAUUCUCAAGUUUUGUAACAAGCACCAGCUUCAUCUGAUCAGCGACGAAAUUUAUGCUUCAUGCGUUUUCGAUUCCGGAGACCCAGAUGCCGUUCCAUUCACCUCUAUAUUAUCCCUCAGUACCCCGAAGCUGAUCAACCCUGACCUGGUGCACUUGUUGUACGGAUUCAGCAAGGACUUCGCGUCCGGCGGCCUCCACCUAGGCUUUCUUAUCACAAAGAACAAACCCCUACGCCAUUCCUGCAAUGCAAUCCUACGCCUCCACAGCGCCUCCACAGCAGCUGUAACAAUCGGAACCACCAUCCUCGAAGAUCAAGACUUCGUUCGCAACUUCACUGCCAAAAGCCAACGAAGUCUUGCUUCAGCGUACCGAAUUGCAACAUCAACUCUUGCCCAGGAGGGAAUUAACUACAUAAAGGGGGGAAACGCCGGCUUUUUUAUAUAUAUCGACCUAUCACCCUAUCUUCCAAAAGAUAGCAGUGGUAAUAGCACGUCUCCGCCUGAAUUCGCCCUCGCUCAGAAAUUCGUUGACGCAGAAGUAUUCCUGCAUCCAUGUGAAGAGCAUGGAAAUAUACCAGGGUGGUUUAGGCUUGUCUAUGCGCAGGAGGAGGACGUAUUGAGGGAGGGGUUGAGAAGGAUGAUUGGGGUACUAAACAGUUUGGCAUGAUCGAUCUAGUCUUUUUUGGCUUCAUUGCCUGGUGAAACCGCAGUUCGUCCUGUAAAAUUGCAAUGAGUAUGAUGUUAUCGUUGGUAGUAUACUAUGUCUACCCAACAGUAACAGCAGAACUACAAAGCAUUACCAAAUCGAACCGACAAUUCUAACAUAACCCAAUGAAAUUGCUAUUUUAUGAUCUUUC